Cooperia oncophora is the source of this 618-nucleotide messenger RNA. The record is from the annotation of a GenBank genome assembly. Lineage: Eukaryota; Metazoa; Nematoda; Chromadorea; Rhabditida; Trichostrongylidae.
AUGAGUAUUAUGAGUUAUAACGGAGGAACUGUCCUCGCCAUGGCGGGGAACGAAUGUGUCUGCAUUGCUUCUGAUCUCAGACUGGGAGAACAGAUGACAACGAUAGCUGUUGAUCAGAAAAAGGUCCACAAAAUUGCAGACAAGGUGUAUCUAGGACUCGCUGGGUUCAAUUCGGAUGCAGUCACUGUUUUGGAAAAAGUCACCUUUCGGAAGACAUUAUAUGAGCUUCGGGAAAACCGCAAAAUUAAGCCAGCAGUGCUCGCGACGAUGAUUUCUAAUCUUGCUUAUCAACAUCGGUUUGGCUCGUUUUUCACAGAGCCGUUAGUUGCUGGCCUUGAUCCAGAUACUAAUAAGCCAUACAUUUGCGGAAUGGAUACAAUUGGUUGCAUUGCUGCUCCAAAUGAUUUUGUUGCUGUUGGCACGGGUCAAGAGUACUUACUUGGGGUGUGCGAAACAUUCUGGAAGGAGAACAUGAGCCCCGAAGAGUUGUUUGAGGCUACUGCGCAAUCGAUGCUUGCCUGCUUAGAGAGAGAUGCUGCUUCAGGAUGGGGAGUUGUCAUUUAUACAGUCACUAAAGAUAAGGUGAACAUCAGUACGUUGAAAGGAAGAAUGGAUUAA